UAUUUUCUAUACCCGUUCCCUCUUUUGUUUUUGCUAUAGACCAAUCACUACAAAAAAAAAGGUUGUAUACCGAGAACAUUAUACCGACAACAUGUUCUCGGUAUAUACAUUUCAUAUGAGCGGGACAUUUUCGCGGUUCUGAAAUGGGUUAGUUCCUAUACCGAGAACUUAUACCGAGAACAUAUUCUCGGUAUAGGGUUUAUAAAUAUACCCAACAGCCGCGAAGCGCCUUCUCCUUCCUCUCUGGUUUCCCUCUGCUUUCUCCGAGCCGUCCGCCUCCCUCCGCCGAAAACCUCCAUUUUCUUCCCAAAAAUCUCAGUUUUAAGCCCCAAAAUUACCAAGGGUGAAGGAGUUUCUCUCUAUUUGUUAAAGGUUGGGUGCGGUUUUUGUUGGACUACAGAGAUAGUUUGCAAGAUAUUGAAGGUGUUGUGCUACAUUCAUACAAUGUCGAUCGACAAGAGCUAGAUUAAUUUGAUAGAUCGAUUAUCCGAUGAGUAUGAGGCUGGUGUGAUGGAUUUUCUCCAGAGAGCUCGGCAGUGCGUUGACUCAAGGGGAUUGGUGAAAUGUCCGUGUAGGAGGUGUGCCAACGUUGAAUUUCAGACGAUUGAUGUAUUAGAAAAUCAUCUUUUUGUAAAUGGUUUUCUACGGAAAUAUACCAAUUGGCAUUGGCAUGGAGAGGAUGAAAUAAUACCAAUGAGGAAAGUGAUAGAUCAAAAUGAUGAAGAUGAAAUGAUUGAUGUUCUCAAUGAUCUUAUGCAAAAUGACAAUGAAGAAUAUGAAGAGAAUGAGCACGAUCAAGAGAUACCUACAACAGACUACAGGGGUGGGCAACAUUAUAACGAUUUGUUUGCUGAGAUCGAGGCUCCAUUAUUCCCCGGGUGUCAAAAUUACACAUCAUUGAAUUUCCUAGUGAAGUUAAUGCAUUUCAAAGUGUUGGGAAAAAUUCCCAACAAAAUAUUUGAUGGAAUGCUGGAGUUGUAACAUGAUGCAUUUCCAGCCCCAAAUAAGCUUCCAAAAUCGCAUUAUGCAGCGAAAAUGUUGUUGCGGAAACUUGGAUUGGGCUACGAGUCAAUCCAUGUCUGCAAGCAUGAUUGCGCACUGUUUUGGAAAGAACAUGCUGGAAAAAGCAAAUGUCCUAUUUGUGGGGAGGAUCGAUGGGUGGACAAGAACACCAAGGGAAAGAAAGUGCCUCAUAAAGUGAUGCGUUAUUUUCCUUUAACCCCUAGGUUAAUGCGAAAAUAUGCAUCGAGGCACAUUGCUCAACAUAUGAGAUGGCAUCACGAGCAACGUAUAAAAGAAGAUGGUGUAUUGCGUCAUCCUGCUGAUGGGAAAGCUUGGAAGGACUUUGACCGAAAUAAUCCAACAUUUGCAAUGGAACCCAGGAAUGUGCGGCUUGGAUUGGCUGCAGAUGGAUUCAAUCCCUUUGGUAAUAUGAGUCUUUCUUAUAGUAUGUGGCUGGUUGUGUUGACGACAUAUAAUUUGCCACCAUGGUUGUGCAUGAGAGAAACUAAUUUCAUGUUGAGCUUAUUAAUUCCGGGACCUCAUUUGCCAGGAAAAGAUUUUGAUGUUUUCUUAAGACCAUUGAUUGAUGAGUUAAAAGAAUUAUGGGUGACCGGUGUACAUACUCGAGAUGCAGUCGAUGGUAGUUUCUUCACUCUUCGGGCAGCUUUGAUGUGGACUAUAAACGAUUACCCAUCAAGGAGUAGCCUUUCUGGAUGGACUGGCCAAGGUUAUCAUGCUUGCUCUACUUGCAAUGUGGCAACACCAUCUAUUCGUUUACAAAAGAAGGUUGCUUUUUAUGGUCAUAGACAUUUUUUACCAAUCAAACAUGCCAUUAGAAGGGACAAGAAGACAUAUGGUGUUGUUGAAAAAAGAUUACCACCAAAGCCAUUAACCAUGCAAGAAAUGUUCACACAAAUGAGUUUCAUACCCGAUUCUCUUCCUGGUAAGCAUGUCAGUUAUGGCGGCCAAAAAAGAAAGUGUACAAAAGAGCAAGUAGGUUGGCGAAAAAAAAGAAUAUUUUUGAGCUCCCAUAUUGGGCCAACAUAAUGUUGCGACACAAUCUAGAUGUUAUGCAUGUUGAGAAAAAUGUAUGCGACAGUUUAGUAGGCACAAUAGUUGGGCUGGAGAAUAAGACCAAAGACACUGUUAGUGCCAGAGUAGACUUGGAGAAGAUGAAGAUGAGACCAGAGUUACAGCUGAGGAAGUUGAAUGGUCGGAUACAAAAGCCUGCGGCCAAAUUCACUUUCACUGUUGAAGAUCGCCAAAAGUUUUGUUGAUUUCUUAAAUCAGUGAAGUUUCCAGAUGGUUUGGAUCUAACCUAAGGAAAAAUGUGAUUGAUAAUGACAAUAAGAUCACUGGUUUGAAAUCUCAUGAUUGUCACAUCAUUAUGCAACACCUUUUGCCAGUUGGUGUGCAUGCAUUCCUAGAGAAAUCGAUGAGUACAACUAUUAUUGAGUUAUGCACUUUCUUCAAGAUCAUUUGUGCGAGAACUCUAAAAGUCUCAGAUUUAGAAAAAGUCAAAACUUCAAUUGUUGAGAUUGUUUGCAAGUUAGAAAAUAUUUUCCCACCUGCUUUUUUUGAUAUCAUGGUCCAUCUACUAAUACAUUUAUCGGAAGAAGCAAUACUUGGAGGACCGGUUCACAUGAGGUGGAUGUAUCCUUUUGAAAGGUAUAUGAAAAAAUUGAAGAAUUAUGUUCGUAAUAAAGCACGUCCAGAGGAGUCAAUAGCAGAAGGAUAUGUGGUUGAUGAGGCAUUAACAUUUUGCUCCAUGUACUUGAAAGGUGUUUAGACAAAGUUCAAUCGUCCAAACCGAAAUGUAGAUGUUAGUCCAUCACUUAAAAAGAUGUCGGUCUUUCGAUCUCAGGGUCUUCCAAUUGGUAAGAAAUCCUUGACAAUUUUGGAAGAUGAAGUGAAGAAAAUAGCGGAUUGGUAUAUUCUAAACAACUGCAAUGAGAUCUUGCCAUAUCUUCGAGAGCAUAGGGAAAUUCUACAGACUAAAGGUGUUGAAAACCUAGACCUAUUACAGAGAGAGGAAUUUCCUAAUUGGUUUUAUAAUAAGAUUUAUCAUCUUCGACAAACAGGAUCCUUGAAAGUACAUGAAAAAUUUAUCUCUUUAGGAAACGGUUCUUCUACUCGUGUUGCGUCGUACCCUGGGUGUGUUGUAAAUGGAGUAAGAUUUUUGUGUUAUGACAGGGACAAGAAUCGCAAAACUCAAAAUAGUGGAGUCUCUGUAGCGGGUGUCAAAAAUAGUACUUAUUACGGCCAGUUGGAAGAAGUUUUAGUGAUGUCAUAUCUUUCUGGUUGUUCUGUUGUAUUAUUUAAGUGCAAAUGGUUUGACACUAAUCGGUCUUCAGGAUUAAAGUUUGAGCAAAACAUAACGAGUAUCAAAACCAGUUCGGAGGCCUUCAAAGAUGAUAAAUUUAUCUUAGCAACUCAGGCUAACCAAGUUUUCUACAUUGAAGACCUUAAAAAUAAAUCUCAUUGGAAAGUCGUCCAAGAAGUGCAUCACAGAAAUGUGUGGGACAUCCCACAAGUUGAAGAACAAGCGGAUGAUGUAGAAGUAGAUGUUAUGCACAACACUAGUUCCUCUAAUUUCCAAUUAUUCAUUGAUCUUGGACCGUUGCCACAAAUCAGCUUUGAACGCACGGGGGCUCCAUUACAAUUUGUUGAGAUAGAUAAUGUUGCAAUCGAGGAGGAGAAGGAGGAGGAAAUGGAAGAAGAAGAGGAGGAGGAGGAAGAGGAAGUGGAGGAGGAGGAGGAAGUUGAAUAUGAAGAUGAUGAAGAUGAAGAUGAACACAUAGAAACCGAUGAUGAUAGUGAAGAUUAUUAUAGUGAUAUGGCUGAUGUUAUUGCUCGAUCUCACGGGGGUGAUGGUGGAGGAUGCGAUCCUCCACGUGGACCGUCAGAUAUUCCAGCUGAUUGUGAACGAGCGCCUCCAAACAAACGUGGACGCCAUAAAGGAUUGAACACACGGGAAAAAAAGGAACAGUUGGGGCGUCCUCUCCCUCUCGAGUGGGAUGUGCGGGGGAGAACAUAUAAAUAGAGAUCGGAGAUUACAGCUCAAAUUUCUCAAGAGAGCUCGGAUUACUUGUUCAACAGUACAGAGAUCCGGACUGUCCUCAAUGGUCAAAAGUAUCAAAUGCCUCGAAACAAAGAAUACUUGCACAUUUGGAAAUAUGGAGAAGGGCAUAUGCCUGGGAUCUUGAGAGGAAUUGAUACUUCGUGUGCUAAAAAGUAUUCUGACUAGAAGUACGAUAUUAAAGAGCAUUUAACGAUUAAUGGACCACAAAAUCGUUAUGGUGGUUGCACGGAUACGCAGUGGCAAAAAGCCCUUGAAUUUUUCCGACGCCCAGAAAUUACGAAACGUUCUGUGGUCAACAAGGAAAAUAGGAAGAAACUGAAAGAGCUUAGCUAUGGAGGUUCUCAGUCAAUCACAGCCCUGCCCUAUAAAAAACGCAAUUUAGAGACUGGGCAACUUGAGCUCAUCCCGGAUAGCUAGAUGGAUACUCACCAUAAAUUAGGCACAGGGUGGGUGACAGAGACAGCAAAAAAUACUUGGGAGGAAUUGCGUGCAUAUCGCGACACAUAGCAGACACAGACAACUGAUAGUGAGAGUUCCACACCAGUUUCGAGUGCGCCUGAAGAUAAAGACAUAUCUUUGGUACAAACUUUCUUCGGAAAACGACGAGGCCACCAGAAAGGAUAUGGACGUAUCCUUAACAUAAGGGGCUGAACUCCAUUUGAUUUUCGUCCUUCACAAACUAGAGAUGAAGAGAUGUCUGAGAUGAGAGAGCGUCUUCGACAGUUAGAGGAGCAUGUCUGGACUCAUUGUAUCACCCUGGGAUCUCAAUGUGCCCCACCACCACCCGAUGAUCCCAAUGUUGGAGCACCGACUCAGUAGGAUUUAUGUAUGAAUUUUAUUACAAUUGACUAUUACAUUAUCAUGUUUAAGACAACUCUUUAUUUUGAUUCAGCAAACAUACUCUUAUAUUUU
Humulus lupulus (European hop) is the source of this 4996-nucleotide messenger RNA. RefSeq lists its product as uncharacterized. The coding region runs from base 2846 to 4045 and encodes 399 amino acids. The record is from RefSeq and is a predicted model, not a curated record. The transcript is spliced from 10 exons. Lineage: Eukaryota; Viridiplantae; Streptophyta; Magnoliopsida; Rosales; Cannabaceae.